GCAGUCGAUGAGAGAAAGGAGAGCGACGACGAGGCCUUCCUUGAAACCGCGAGCGGCUCUUCACGACAACCGUAGGUACCUAUACCCUGCGCUGCGCUCGCGUAAACAGUGCGACUCGGCCGAUGCAACGAUUUACGUUAAUUUGUAAAAUAUAAAACGCGAGUGAUAAAGACCUGGCGCUGAUAAGGCUCGAGCGGCUUUGUUCGCGCGCUGACAAUACAGGUCGCUGAUGUCUUCGGUCUUUGAGUACAGUGCACUGGUGUUGUGAUAAAUCGUCGUCCAGCGCAGUCGAGAGAACAGGAGAUUGAAUGGAUUCGCUGAGGAACAGGCUACGGCCUCGAAAAUGUGGUCUAAUUAUGACCUCUCUACUAAUUGGAAUACUCGUGCCGAACGUAGUUUCAUCCUACAGUAUUGGCGUGGGUAUCUCCGAUACAACUGGACCCGUCGCGGAGAUCGUCUUUAUGGGCUAUGCCAAGAUGGAUCAGAAGGGCUCGGGGCUUCAUUUGCGGACAUUCGCCCGGUCAUUCAUCAUCGACGAUGGCCAGCACAGGUUCGUCUUCGUCACAGUGGACAGCGCGAUGGUCGGUCACGAUGUGAAGGCUGCGGUCCUUCGAAAUCUUCAGUCGCAUUACGGCGACUUGUACACGGAAAGCAACGUCAUGAUUAGCGCCACUCAUACGCACUCAGCCCCGGGCGGCUUCAUGAUGGACGUACUCUUUGACAUCUCUACUUACGGUUUCGUGAAGGAAUCCUUUACUGCUUUGGUCAACGGAAUCGCCAAGAGUAUUGACAAGGCCCACAAUGCCGUUGUUCCGGGGCGCAUAUUCAUUACACGCGGCGAGGUAUUAGAGGCCAAUAUCAAUCGAAGUCCAUUGGCUUAUCUGAACAAUCCUGAAGAGGAGAGAAACAAAUAUAAGUAUGACGUAGAUAAGGACUUGGUACAGCUUCAAUUCAUCGCUGCGAACGGAAAACCGCUCGGAGUUAUCAACUGGUUCGCCGUCCACCCGACUAGUAUGAACAAUACGAACCACCUCGUGUCCAGUGACAACGUCGGUUUUGCGUCGGUACUCUUCGAGAAGCGGAUAAACAAGAACGCCAUGGUUGGAAAGGGUGACUUUGUGGCUGCCUUUGCUUCCACGAAUUUGGGUGACGUUUCGCCUAAUACACGCGGUCCGAAGUGUGAAUUUUCCGGUCAACAUUGCACGGUGCAGUACACUUGCCCAGGUAAAAAGGAAAUGUGCUUCGCAUCGGGACCAGGAAAGGACAUAUUUGAGAGUACGAGCAUAAUUGCAAACAAGAUUUUGGACGAAGCUUGGAAAUUAUGGGGUAGCGGUUCGGUUACCGAGGUGAAAGGACCCGUACGCAUCGUUCACCGCUUCGUCGACAUGCCAAAACAGAGUGCUACCUUCUACAACGCGACUACCCAGAAGGUCGAGGAGGUGCACGGCUGUCUGCCAGCAAUGGGCUACAGCUUCGCAGCUGGUACGACUGACGGCCCAGGCUCGUUCGCUUUCGAGCAGGGCACGACCACGUCAAAUCCCUUCUGGAACACGGUGCGCAAUUUCUUGGCCAAGCCGACCGACGAGGAUGUCCGCUGCCAUGGCGCCAAGCCAAUUCUGCUAGCCACGGGGCGGAUGAAGCUACCGUACCAGUGGCAGCCGAAGAUCGUCUCGACGCAUUUGGCGCUCAUCGGAAAUGUGGCCAUUGCCGGCGUGCCCGGUGAAUUUACGACCAUGUCUGGCAGGAGACUGAGGGACACUGUGAAAACGGCCAUCGUUGAGGCGGACAAAUCCUUUGAGAAUGCGAACGUUAUUCUGGCUGGCCUCUGCAACACUUACAGCGAUUACGUUGCCACACCCGAGGAGUAUCAACUCCAGAGGUACGAAGGAGCAUCAACGAUUUUCGGACCGCACACCCUUACCAUUUACCUCAAACAGUACGCCGAGCUUGCCAAGCACGCAGUGCUCGACGAAACUGUCGAGCCAGGACCAAAUCCCCCGGAUCUAUCAAAGGAGAAGUUGAUCAGCUUGGUGCCGCCUGUGAUUUACGAUGCGCCAAAGUGGGGCAGAGAAUUUGGCGACUGUGUUAAGCAACCGAUGCGAACCGCUCGUCCUGGAGACGUUGUUACCGCCAGAUUUAUUUCGGGACAUCCAAGAAAUAAUUUUAUGACUGGAAGUACAUAUUUGACAGUUGAACGUUUGGAAGAAGACGAAACUUGGACUCCUGUUGCUACAGAUGCAGACUGGGAAACUAAAUUUAUUUGGGAAAGGACGUCUAGCAUUCUUGGCUCAAGUCAAGUGAUUACCUCAUGGGAAGUUCCAGAAAAUGUCAUACCAGGAGAGUACCGAAUUCGACACAAUGGUUACUACCGCUAUAUUCUUGGUGGAGUUUAUCCCUAUCAAGGUGUUACCAACCAUUUUCAGGUCAAAACCCCAAAUUUGAACUACUAAGUGCAUCUACUCAUGCUUCCGCUAUUGUGAUUGAAUUUAUAGAACGAGAAUGAUUUUUCAUCAGACCUGCACGGUAAGUACAAUUUACCUACCGAGCGCCUGGAGAGAAAUGUGUAUUUUUUGUGCUGGUGCGAGGAAAAAUUAUAUACGCAACACGGGAGAAAAUUUGAACAGCCCAUAUCUCGUGUUUGCCACGUCCACAUUUUCACGAGAUAUGGUUUUUUGUCCCUAGGCACGUAGUAUAGUAUUUUAGUUGAGGGGAAGUAAUCACUGGAUGAAAGUACGGAAGUUAAUUCUUGCCAUUUUAGAAUUUUAUUUGCAUGGGACACGAUCCAUAGUUUGUUAGAAAACGAAUUUACAGGAUUUUCGAAGUCUAUAUCAGUCAGACUUCAAAGAAUCAAGUAAGAUUUUUCAAAUAUUUUUCGUAGAAUACAAAAAUCUUUCUUGAAAGCAUUGAGAUUUAUUUGCAUUUAUUUUUAGCAUUAGUGUACAAGGUAAACGUUUAGAUAAAUCAAAAUAAAUCUAUUAAUUUUUUUAUCAAAUAAAAAGCUGUAUGGGGAUAUAUUUCCUUAACUUUGGAUAUGCACCAAUACUUUUCAGUGGACUAUUUCCAGUAUUUCAUACUUGAAAUCUGACUGAAUAAAUUAAAAUUAAAUUUAUGUUUAGUGAUCUUAUAUAUUUUGUAAUUGACUUUCGCUGACUUAUAUUAUAGAAUAGUUGACUAUAAUUUACGUAAAAAUCCGAAAACUCGCUUAUUUUAUAUCUAAAUAUAAUAUAUUAUUUCAUUGUCAUAUUAAUUUUUGCAUGCAUGAAAUAAAUAGUGAGGCAUUAUGACAAAAUUUACUCCCAAAAUGCAGACCAUUGUAAAAUCUUUAUUUUUGUAUAACCCAAUGAUUAUUUGUAUUAAAAAAAUAUAUAUACAUGUAUAUAGAAGUAUGUCAAGGUAAUAGCAAACCACAUUAUAAUUAUUUACAAGGUGUUGACUUACUGUACGAUUCUAUUUGCAGGGUAAAUAUUUUUUUCUAUGUUCUCAAAUAAUUAAUUGUGUAUUGAAGAAUUACGGUUAACCAAAAAUAAUUCUAGUUAUGUAUUAAGUGCUAUGGCUUUUUAUGAGCUCAAUUUAUGUUGAUAACAAAUAACUGUUUGAUUGUAAUCUACAUAAGUAUAAUUCUUAACGUUUAAGAGUAUAACUAUAGAAAAACUUGAGAUGUAUGAAUAUAAGUAAAAAAUGUAUUACUGGAAAUUAAAAAAACUAUUUACAGCAUA
This is a messenger RNA of Nasonia vitripennis (jewel wasp), 3716 nucleotides long. It is a transcript of the gene CDase, whose product is annotated as neutral ceramidase. Gene Ontology annotation, biological process: ceramide catabolic process; long-chain fatty acid biosynthetic process; sphingosine biosynthetic process. Gene Ontology annotation, cellular component: extracellular region. The transcript has 15 exons. Lineage: Eukaryota; Metazoa; Arthropoda; Insecta; Hymenoptera; Pteromalidae. Gene Ontology annotation, molecular function: N-acylsphingosine amidohydrolase activity. Bases 309 to 2450 code for a protein of 713 amino acids. The record is from RefSeq and is a predicted model, not a curated record.